AUGGACUUUUUCAGAUCGAUUCUUGAAUGCUUCGGAGGAGCUGACGGCGACAAGCUAUCACCUGAUUACUACACGGACACCAAAGAAGCCAACAACCUGCACCGACAAGUCCACCCCCCCACCGCCGCCACCGACGACGACGAGAAGCAGCUUGCAGCCUCGAUUCUCUCCGUCCUCUUCACAGCCGAGAAGCCUGGUCGAGACCUUCAGGACCGUCUCAACGACAUCGUGCACACAAACGGCUGGUAUGAAGGGCUGGCAAAGCGCGUGCUGGACGGUCUGAUUGCCGCGCUGCAGGCAGGGAAGGCCAUGGGUGGCGCGAUCCAGGAAGCAUACGACAAAGCCUACGCCAUCGGCCGUGACUUUGUGAGAGAACAUCCGGUCCUCACCGCGGCGAUCCUUACCGUCGUCGCCAUUGGGAUCCUCGUCUACCUUGCUCCAUGGGCCAUCGAAGCCUUGGGGUUCGGAGCGCGCGGACCAGUUGGAGGGUCCUUCGCGGCCUUUUGGCAAUCGACCUUUCCCGACGUCGAGACUGCCUCGUGGUUCGCCUGGUUCCAGAGGCUCGGCAUGACAUGGGGCAAGGUGUAG
This is a messenger RNA of Fonsecaea multimorphosa CBS 102226, 588 nucleotides long. RefSeq lists its product as uncharacterized. The transcript has 2 exons. The coding region runs from base 1 to 588 and encodes 195 amino acids. The record is from RefSeq and is a predicted model, not a curated record. Lineage: Eukaryota; Fungi; Ascomycota; Eurotiomycetes; Chaetothyriales; Herpotrichiellaceae.